Molecule: messenger RNA, 1295 nt
Organism: Hypoxylon fragiforme
Lineage: Eukaryota; Fungi; Ascomycota; Sordariomycetes; Xylariales; Hypoxylaceae
Product: putative aldo/keto reductase
Exons: 3
Coding region: 1-999 (332 amino acids)
Cellular component (GO): cytoplasm
Source: RefSeq, a predicted model, not a curated record
AUGCCUACUCUACUCGGAAAGGAGAUUGGGUCUACUGGAUUUGGACUGAUGAGACUAACAUGGAGAAUCACUCCACUACCGCAAGAGCAGGCGUUCGAGGCCAUGAAGACUGCUCUCAAUCAUGGGAUGAAUUUCUGGGUCGGUGGCACCUUCUACGGGAAGCCUGAGUACAACAGCCUUGUGCUGUUGGAGCGUUACUUUGCCAAAUACCCCGAGGAUGCUGACAAGGUUGUAAUCAGCAUCAAGGGUGGCACGAACGAUGUCGGCAAAGAACCCGAUGGCUCACCCGAAGCUACGCGCCGAAGUCUUGAUAAGGCUAUUGCUCAGCUUAAUGGCCGCAAGAAGAUUGACAUUUUCGAAUUUGCCCGCCGCGAUCCAAAUGUGCCCUUGAAGACGACCUUUGAAGUGCUCGAGAAGGAGUAUGUCCAAACCGGAAAGAUUGGCGGUAUCGGCCUCUCAGAAGUGAGGGCCGAGACUAUCCACGAGGCAGUAAAGCUUACCAAGAUCGUCGCGGUCGAGGCCGAGCUCUCUAUAUUUUCUAGAGAAACCCUGGAGCACGGUGUUGCGGAUGCCUGUGCGCAGUACGAUAUCCCACUGGUCGCGUAUUCGCCAAUGGGGCGCGGCUUCCUGUCGGGCAAGUUCAAGACGCCCGAGGACGUGAAGAAGUUCUCGCCAGAGAUAGCGCACUGGCCGUGGUUCGAGCCGGGCAACUGGGAGGCCAACCUGAACCUGGUGCAGCGCAUCGAGCAGAUGGCUCGGGCCAAGGGUGCCACGCCUGCCCAAUUCGCCAUCAGCUGGACUAAGCGCGUGCCGUCCUGGCGCAAGGGCGCCCCCAAGACCAUCAUCCCUAUCCCCGGAUCCACGGGGCCUGCCCGAGUGGCGGAGAAUGCGGUGGAUGUUGAGAUCACCGAUGACGAGAUGAAGCAGCUGGACGAGCUCAUUGCAAAGACCCCCAGAGCUGGGCCUAGGUACCCUGACGAUAUACCUUUUGACACUUAGAUCGAAUAUGGAGAAAGAGGGGGAAAGAGGAAGCUGUGGUUAUGUAUUGUGGUUAUGUAUGGACCUAAGUAUGUUGCGAUUAGGCAAGUGCACCUGACGUACAGUACAUGCCCUACGUGGUAUCUACGAAUCCGGGUAGCAACUGCUUGCAAUUCAUUACCUCCUAUCUUCCAUCCACGUGGUCACGAUUACCUGGUUCGUGCGUCUGCCUACUAUAAUAGUAGAAAUAUAAAAUAAUUUAACGAUUUCUAUAUUAACAAACAGCAUGGAAGGCCGCAUGUGGCCAUGACUUAGUA